CACAGUGCCAUACCUGACUUCCCAUUCGGGUCUGUGGCUAGCAUGAUCGCAAUUCAGAAUGAACCAAAGAAAUGAAAUGAAAAAGACCACCAUAACGUCAUGCUGACCACACAUAAAAUAAGCUGCUAUUAUUACUGGACAUGAGGCACCCAGUGACACCAUAAUAACCUACCACAGUGCUUUUACAUGACACGCAUCACACAAAUCAACCUUUGCCCUUUGAAAGAGAUCCUGAGCAUUGUCCGAACAAUUCCAGUCUAUGCGCUAUGCCAUGUGGUCUCGGGGGUGGAGUCCUCCUGACCUCAAUAUUUAAGCUUGCCUUCUCUCAUUUAGGAGAUACCAAAGGGAAUAUGCACUAUUGUGAAACUAGAGAAUCACAUCAUGGCCUCCCAACCCAAGAUAGAAGACUUUCAUUACUACAGGAGAGAUUUGUUGCUCUGUGCAUCGUUUUGGAUUCUUUCUCAGACUUACUACUUGUGUCAUGACAUAGCCAUUCCUCUGCCGCAUUUAGAAAACUUCUCUCAUGGUUACCCAAUGUGUCCCGUGAGAGUAUGACAAGGUUGUCCACUUCUCAUAGAUCAUAUAAGCAUCAGGUAGGCCUUGUUUUGCACUGUGGCGAUGAGCAAAGGCUAGAGACAGUCUCUUUUUUACAUUGCAGGAAUAUCACAUGUCAAGUAUUAAACAGAUGAUAAUAAAUCCUCAACUUGCUGUUGUCUGCAUUACGGCUAACACACACAAACCAGGAGUGAUGAGGCUUUCCUUAGUGAGUCUUCUUCCAAAGGUUAUUUUUGAUGGGAACUGGAUUCUGUCGUUGUCUGGGAGAAAACAAGUGGUGGAGAAAUAUAGUUGGCCAUCCAGCAGGCCUCACCAUGGGAUGUUGGCAAGUACUUUUGGUGGCAGCUUUCAUUUGUUCUUUACUUCUUCUCAGCUGGGCUUCUAAAUCUUACCAUCUUCUGCCUCAAGUUUGGUCUGAUUUAUAUCUCCCACCAGCUUAUUAAUCCAGUAUACUUCUUUCUGGGCUGCUGAAAGUGUGUGCAUAGACUUCCAGUGAACGCAAAGUUGUUCGCAUUUACUUUGGCGACAUCACAGCCAUCCAUACAUGACAUAACUUCACCACCAGUUUGAUCACAGUAGAUCUUGGUGGAGGUGUUGAAAACAGAAGUGGUGGGGCAGGGGUCUGCAGAGGUGUCGUCAUAUACAUGCCAGUCCCCAUCAAAGGAUGGGCUGACAUCACCACCAAUAAUCGGGAUUGCUCAUCAAUGACCAAUGGGAGGGGACUCGGGCAUAAAAGGAGAGGGACAGCAGCGGCCAACAUGAAAACGAACGCUGACCAACGCAUGGAGCGUAAACUGCGGCUACAGGCCAGCCACAGCUAUCUAAAACUAUGUCAUCAGUACUUGCCAUGGACAAAACCCUUUUAAUGAUUUUGCUGUGGAACCUGUGGAGUCUGCCAAAUUUGGAGGGGCUACCAGUCAGCAAGAGGUCCAUCAGUGAAGUCCAACUCAUGCACAAUGUUGGAGAACACAAGCAAGUGCUAGAAAGGCAGGAUUGGCUGCAAGUGAAGCUGAAGUCUAUCCUGAUCCCCUCCGUCAACGACUCGCAAAAAGGACAAAAAGGGAAAACCAGGACUUUUUUCCCAGAUAUUUCAACAGCUGGGAAGAUCCGAUCAGGAUCCUGAGCUAAAACUGAGGCUUCAAGUCUUCAAGUUUGGUCUUACAAAAAAGAAAAAAGAGUGAACUUUUAAAAAGUGUCUUCACUCUAAAUGUUUAAUGUCAUCACAGAGGAACAACACAUUGCCUUGUCUCUGUGCAGACAUUAAACCAUAAGUCUUUGCUGAUAAAAGUGCACUGAUCUGCAA
Messenger RNA from Pygocentrus nattereri (red-bellied piranha), 1858 nucleotides. It is a transcript of the gene pth1b, whose product is annotated as parathyroid hormone 1b. NCBI's taxonomy places the organism in Eukaryota, Metazoa, Chordata, Actinopteri, Characiformes, Serrasalmidae. Gene Ontology annotation, cellular component: extracellular region. Gene Ontology annotation, molecular function: hormone activity. Bases 1385 to 1678 code for a protein of 97 amino acids. The record is from RefSeq and is a predicted model, not a curated record. Gene Ontology annotation, biological process: intracellular calcium ion homeostasis. The transcript is spliced from 3 exons.